UUUUUAGUUCACGUGCUUUAUCUGAAUNUUUUUUUGGGGCAUAAGGUGAAUUACCGAGAUGAAAUGGGUUAUAGGAAAUAAAUUCCUCCUUCAUUUAUUUUCAAUUUUUUUCGUUAUGUGCUUCGGCAGAGUAAUUGAUUUCUAGUUUAUCUUCACCGUCUGUGCCUCAUUAGUAUGUAUAGUUAUUGGGACAAAAUUGCAGAUGAAAAAUGUAUAACGUUGUGGCUAUGACUAGCUUGGACAUCAAGGAUUUUGUUUUCGUUUGAUGGGACGAACAAAUUCUAGGAAGGAAAUAAUUGUUUUUGCUUGCAAUGUUUUAUUUCAUGUAUGUCUGAUUUAAACAUCUUUAUCAUUGAUGCUGGUUUGGGUCAUGAUGAUCUGUUUGUUAAUUGUUUUAGGUCACAAGUGUUAAGAUCAAAAUAGCCAUUUUUCAUCAGUCUUUUCUGCCUUUACUUUUCUAAACAUAAUUCAGGAAGCAGUAGAUGAAAGAUGAAGUGUUUGGCAUUUAUAUGAUAUGACGAAGAUGCUAUAUUCGUAUGUCAACUCCUAUCUCUCGUUAUGGUGUUUGCAAAGUGCUAACCUAACUUCCUAACUUGCCGUUCGGUUGAGGAAAUUGUUUAUAAGAUGGCCAAAAAAGGAAAUCAACAAAAGAAAGGGAUGGGCCAGCACUCGACGGGCCUUAAAAAAGGAGCUUCUGAACAUGUCCCCGCACCUCCAACUACUAACGAUAUGGGUCAUAAAAAUGGGCUUUCGAGUACUAUUAAUGAACAAAAUGUAGGCUCUGGUGAAGAACUUCCAAAUGGCAUCCACUCCUCCACAAAGGGUGUUAAGGGCAUUGAUCAUGUUCAAGAUGCGAAAAACAGUAAGAAAAAGUCGAAAAAGACUCAAUGGAAAGUGAAGAAAACUGUAAACGAGACAGCUUCUGGUCAUGAAGUGCCUUCUAAUGAUAACAUUGAAGCAGACAAGACUGAUAUGCCUACAGCUGAAGGUUUGGGUACUAAAGAUGGAAGUGACUUGCCCCAUCAUUUUAAUUCCGAGAAGGCGAAUAAUUCGGAAAGUUUUUCAAAUAGGCUGAAUAAUGAAGAAGCGAGGCAGCACGUAGUGCACCCUGAAACACUUGUUUUUAAAUUCUUACGAAAUAUAGCACUUUCUGUGGCUAGAUCAUCUGCUGACUGGAUAGAGAGGCAUAAACCUACUUUUGUUAUGCUCAAGUCUAAAGCGCUAAAGGCUUGUGAUCAUGUCCAAAUAAAGAUUCAGCAUGUGCAGCCUAUCUUAUUCCAGUGGAUCGUGAAUUUUGGGAAUUUAAUGCUGCUUGUGUUUAUGGUUUGGUUGGAUUGUACUUUGAGGGGCAUUGAUUCCUUUUUGCGCAUGGGGACAACAUCAUUUUUCUCGAUUAUAUGGUGUACUGUUCUCUCGGUUAUUGCCAUAAUCGGAUUCGGAAAAUCUCUAGUUGCACUGGCUGUAAUCGCUGCCGGUGGACUAUUUUUUGGUAUUACAUUUGCAGCUUUAGUAAGUGGUAUUUUCGCAAUAUUUUUCGUAUGGUUUUAUGGGAGCUUAUGGCAUACUGCACUCAUUAUCGUGCUCGGAGGAUUGGCAUUGAUUACGAAUCAUGACCGUAUUGGACUCUUCAUUGCAAGUGCAUACUCCAUAUAUUGUGUCUGGAAUUAUGUGGGGUGGCUCGGCUUACUUCUUGGCUUGAACUUAUCAUUUAUAUCGAGUGAUGCUCUGUUAUAUGUGCUGAGGAAUAUUGCCAACGACCAAAGAACGGCUAACGGCUGCUCAGAACAAGCCGCCGGGUUUCAAGGCCAACCGUCAUGUUCACCUGAUGAGCAUUUUUCACCUGGUGCUGGUGCAGCUGGUCUACGGGCUGAUCGUGGCCCAGGUAUACCCUCCACCAGUGGAUCUGAUUCGGAAAUCACAUCUGAAGAUGAAAUUGUCAGAUUACUGAAUUGCAAGGAUCAUUAUGAUGCACUGGGUUUGGCUCGGUUUGGAAAUAUAGAUCUGUUGGUUAUCAAGCGGGAGUACAGGAAAAAGGCAAUGCUUGUACAUCCUGAUAAAAAUAUGGGCAAUGAGAAGGCUGCUGAAGCUUUCCAAAAACUUCAAAAUGCUUAUGAGGUUUUACUGGAUGCUUCUAAACGGAAAGAAUAUGACGAUGAGUUGAAAAGGGAAGAGCUGCUGAAUUAUUUCCGUAAACUUCAGAAUACUUCCCCUGAGAAUAGAAGCCAUGGGAUAUUUAGAUCAGGCUUUGGUCGCUCGGAAGCUGACAGUGAGGACCCACCUGGUGAGUUAAAGCGGAUAGCAUGCAAGAAGUGCGGCUUUUUUCACACUUGGGCUUCUACCAAGAAAAUUAAGUCCAAAGCAAGAUGGUGUCAGGACUGUAAAGAUUUUCAUCAGGCUAAGGAUGGGGAUGGAUGGGUCGAGCAGUCUUCACAGCCCAUUUUCUUUGGAAUGCUACAGCAGGUCGAAGCUCCUUGUGCAUUUGUAUGUGCUGGAGGCAAGGUUUAUGAUGCAACUGAAUGGUACAUUUGUCAGGGAAUGAGGUGUCCCGCAAACACUCACAAACCAAGUUUCCAAGUGAACACGAAUGUUGUGGCGAAGAACAACAGCCAUGCAAAAGGAUCAUCAUCUUGGCAAAGUUCAGGUCAGAGAAUGCCAGCUCAUAACAACUUUGAGACAAUGACAGAGGAAGAAUUUUGCGAGUGGCUGCAAAACGCUGUUCAGAGUGGCAUGUUUGACAACUUCACUGAUGGCGAGAGCCCCUCCAAGACUGGAAGUAGCAAUAGUGGGAGUGGCAGUAGCAAGAGGAAGAAGAAGGGGAAGAAGCAAUGGUGAACUCUUUUAGCCCCAUGGGAAAUCUUGUUCCAAGUAGUUUUAUGGGUAGAAUAUAAACUUGAAGGCUCAAAUUAACUACUGCUAACUGUAUACUGAGACCAGAGUUUAAAAUCGUUGGCCUUUGAAUGUACCGAUUAUAAGAGAUUGUAUAGUAUUAUGCCCCAAUUUUGUUGGAAAAACGCUAUAAGCUGAAUCCCUAAUGCAUGAUCAGUUGCUUAAAUUUGAUUUGCAAGAAUCCAAAAUUUCGAAAAUUUCAUUCACUGAAAAAUU
This is a messenger RNA of Striga asiatica, 3102 nucleotides long. The record is from the annotation of a GenBank genome assembly. NCBI's taxonomy places the organism in Eukaryota, Viridiplantae, Streptophyta, Magnoliopsida, Lamiales, Orobanchaceae.